This is a messenger RNA of Diplodia corticola, 1266 nucleotides long. RefSeq lists its product as uncharacterized. The transcript has a single exon. The coding region runs from base 1 to 1266 and encodes 421 amino acids. NCBI's taxonomy places the organism in Eukaryota, Fungi, Ascomycota, Dothideomycetes, Botryosphaeriales, Botryosphaeriaceae. The record is from RefSeq and is a predicted model, not a curated record. Gene Ontology annotation, molecular function: protein binding.
AUGGAUACCCGCUUGGAUAGUCUUCCGUUUGAGUUGCUCGACAGCAUCGCAUCGUUCGUGGAUGACAAAGACAUUCUCAACCUCCGACGUUCCUGCCACACACUCCGAGCCGCGUCAGACUUCCAUUUCAGGCGGGCGUUCCUCACAUCCAGGACCACAUCACUUGAUGUACAUGACCUGAGAGCUCUCUCCGAACUUUCGAGGCACCCAAUAUACAGCCGUGAUGUCAAGGAAAUCAAGGUCGAUGUUCAACUCAAUCCUCCCAAUCCAGCCGAUAACUAUCGUCCACUUUUCCCACCCUAUGCCAAGGCUCCAUACACCCUCCUGUCAGCCGACCGACGUACGACUUGCUAUACGACUGCAAUCCUUACGUCGGUUCUAGGCAAUCUUCCGGCCUUGGAAUCGAUUCGCAUCGGUUAUUUUAGGAGCCCUUAUUCCGAAUUAAAGCUUCGCCAGGUGGUGGCCCGUCAUCCCAACCCACUUGCGGUGCACAGCACGUUCACUAUGUUUACGGUCGACUAUGACGAGAUGCUCCUCAGAGUCGACGAAGUCAUUUCCGCCAUGAUCGCAAGCGCGAAGCAGCUCAAAGGCUUCUCUGUGGAUCAUGGGACCCUUGACAAACCGGCCCUGCGCAGAAUCCCUGAGCAACGUUUCCAGUCUCUCGGUCUUUGUAUGCAAUCAGUGCGCUCUUUCAAGAUGGAUAUAGGACUGAGUUUCAUACGCUCCCGCGAAGACGUGGCUCGGACCGUAAACAUGCUCUCCGCCAUGCCGAUGCUCCAAUGUCUGGAUCUCUCGAUCAACACACCGUUUGCCGGUGUAUUCGGAGCUAUCAAUGCCAUUGCACCCUGGGCCAACCUCACCACUUGCUCUCUUAGCAGAUUCUCCUGCACUGAAGAAGACCUUCUCCUCUUCGUGCGAAAACAUUUGAGAAACUGUCGGUCCAUUUCAUUUUGUUUUGCAGACUUGAUACAAGGAGAUUGGCGCCGAAUACUCUACUCGAUGCUGACAGCAUCGAAAGUGGAUGAUCUACAUUUAACGGAUUGCAUGUAUCGGUCGACCGUCCCCGGGGGAGGUGGGUUACCCGUCAACGGGGGAGUUUGGCCAUCCGUCAACGGGGGAGUUUGGUCAUCCGUCAACGGGGGAGUUUGGUCAGCCGUCCCCGUGGGAGGGAACCGAGGAUUACGAUGCCUACAGCCACUACAUGCGGGUGGAUCCUCAGCCGAUGCCUUGAAGACACUCCACGGCUAUAUCCCGAGCUAUGCUUAG